Messenger RNA from Trichechus manatus latirostris (Florida manatee), 963 nucleotides. Its product is annotated as olfactory receptor 6K2. The record is from RefSeq and is a predicted model, not a curated record. Gene Ontology annotation, molecular function: G protein-coupled receptor activity; olfactory receptor activity. Lineage: Eukaryota; Metazoa; Chordata; Mammalia; Sirenia; Trichechidae. Gene Ontology annotation, biological process: G protein-coupled receptor signaling pathway. Gene Ontology annotation, cellular component: membrane.
AUGGAGAGCCCCAAUCAGACCACUGCUCAGGAGUUUAUCUUCUCAGCUUUCCCUUAUUCCUGGGGAGAUUCUGUCCUCUGCUUUGUACCUCUGUUCGUCAUCUAUGCUUUCAUUGUUGUUGGAAACCUGGUCAUCAUCACAGUAGUCCAGCUGAAUACUCACUUGUACAUGCCCAUGUAUUUAUUUAUCAGUGCCCUUUCUUUCUUGGAGAUUUGGUAUACCACAGCCACCAUCCCAAAGAUGCUCUCUAGUCUGCUUAGUGAGAGGAAGAGCAUUUCCUUAAAUGGCUGUCUGCUGCAGAUGUAUUUCUUCCAUUCCGCAAGCAUCAGCGAGGUUUGUCUGUUGACAGCUACGGCCUUUGACCUCUACCUGGCCAUCUGCAGCCCUCUUCAUUACCCCACCAUCAUGACCCACAAGCUAUGUGCCCAACUGACUUUAAGCUGCUGUGUUUGUGGCUUUAUUAUACCCCUCCCUGAGAUUGCCUGGAUCUCCACACUGCCAUUUUGUGGCUUUGAUCACCUUGAGCACAUCUUUUGUGACUUCCUCCCAGUGCUACGCCUGGCCUGUACAAACACACAAGCCAUCAUCAUGAUUCAAGUAGUAGAUGUUGUCCAUGCAGUGGAGAUUAUUAUAGCUGUGAUGCUCAUUUUCAUGUCUUGUGUUGGUAUUGUGGUUGUGAUUCUACGUAUUCGUUCAGCUGAAGGUCGUCGUAAGGCAUUUUCCACCGUCUCCCACCUCACUGUCUUUUUGCUGUUUUUUGGCAGUGUGGCUGUGAUGUAUCUACGCUUCUCUGCCACCUACUCCUUAUUCUGGGAGACAGCCAUUGCUCUAGGUUUUGCAGUUUUGUCCCCCUUCUUUAACCCUAUUAUCUAUAGCCUGAGGAAUAAAGAGAUAAAAGAAGCUAUAAAGAAGCGCAUGGGUCAGGCUAAAACCUUUUUCCAUAAGACCAGGAAUCUCAAAUGA